AUGUGCCUGCAGCACCUGUGUGACAGUAAAGUGCUGUGUGCUCAGAUGUGCCUGCAGCACCUGUGUGACAGUAAAGUGCUGUGUGCUCAGAUGUGCCUGCAGCACCUGUGUGUCAGUAAAGUGCUGUGUGCUCAGAUGUGCCUGCAGCUCCUGUGUAAUGAGGACAUCAGAGAGGAGCUGUGGACCGAGGAGCAGAGGAGCCUCUUGGACGUCUUCAUCCAGGACCCGUCCAUCUCUUCUCUGUCUGUGUCCCUGGACUCUGAGCAGGAGCUACAUGUGGCAUUCUCUGGGACGUCUGAGGUGUGA
Messenger RNA from Knipowitschia caucasica, 306 nucleotides. The record is from the annotation of a GenBank genome assembly. Lineage: Eukaryota; Metazoa; Chordata; Actinopteri; Gobiiformes; Gobiidae.